This is a messenger RNA of Necator americanus (New World hookworm), 1089 nucleotides long. RefSeq lists its product as uncharacterized. Gene Ontology annotation, molecular function: catalytic activity. The record is from RefSeq and is a predicted model, not a curated record. The transcript has 2 exons. Bases 1 to 1089 code for a protein of 362 amino acids. NCBI's taxonomy places the organism in Eukaryota, Metazoa, Nematoda, Chromadorea, Rhabditida, Ancylostomatidae.
AUGGCGAUCUGUACUUAUAACGCACGUACGCUUACAUCGGAAGCGGCCAUCAAAGAUCUGAUGAUGCAAGCCAAGAAGAUCAAGUACGACGUCAUCGGACUGACCGAGAAGAGACGACGAACAUGCGACAGUAGAGGUGUUGGUGGAGUUGGCGUCCUCGUCAACACGAAUAUGGCAAAGAACAUCGACUCUUUCGAACAACUUACGACCCGAAUCGGACGUCUGCGGAUGAGAAGAUGUGGUCCAACACCAGCUUUGACUAUCUUCGUCGCUUACGCUCCAACAUCAAGCUACGAUGAAGAAGAAGUCGAAGCUUUCUUUAUGGACCUGGAGAAGUUCUACCGAGAAGAUCAUGCCUUCUACAAGGUCAUAAUUGGCGAUUUCAACGCCAAAGUUGGUCCAAGAAGAACGCCGGAGGAACUUCACAUCGGGACCCACGACCUACAAUGGAACGGCCAGGGGGAGAGGCUCUCCGAGUUCAUCAUGACGACUAAGACCAUCCAUGGGAACUCGCAGUUCCAGAAGCCCUCCUCUCUACGCUGGACGUGGGAGUCACCCGGUGGAGGGUACCGUAAUGAAAUAGACCACAUCAUCGUCAAUAAAAGGUUCUGCCUGACGGACGUCGGUGUUGUACCAAAUUUCUAUACGGGAUCGGACCAUCGCCUCCUCCGAGGAAAAUUUUCCUUCACAAGGAGAGCGGAGAAAGCCGCCAAGUUCAGAGGGAGAAAUCCCAGAACUGUCAUCAACUGGGAUCUCUUCGCUACGUUAGCCGGCUUUUGGGAAGAUUCCGCAAUGGACAACAUCGACGAGGAAUAUGACCGGCUUGUCGAACACCUUCACGACUGCGCGAAGAAGGCUGAGAGUUUUAAAACCACCAAGAGGCGCCUGUCUCUUGAAACUCUUGAGCUGAUACGCCAGCGUGGAGCAGCACGAGCCGCAGGGAACCAAGAACUCACGUCCGAGCUCGCAAGGCUUUGCCGAGGGAAGACCUUAAAGAGAGAAGAGCAGAAGUGCUGGCUGAAGCUGCAGAGGCGGGGAAAAGCAUCCGCUAUGCCCGUCGAGACUUCGCCAGUCGCAAGACGAGGAUGA